AUGCGUUCUGUCAAACGUCGUUUUGUGACCUGGACACAUGUUGGGAGCAUAUGCUCACUUCCCUGAUUGCUUUGACACUCUCCAGUCUUCCAAAGUUCCUUCGAAGGUCCUGGGAUCCUAGGACUCGUAUCGGGAUAUUUUAUACAGUGAGCUCGUGACUUUUCGAUCACCAGCGCAGGAAUCAAAUUGGUCCUUGACGUCCUUUCAAGAUGAUUGUCAGUAUUUCUUGCGUCCAAAGGCUCCGAGUCCUUGCAAGAUGCGUAUAAGCACUCGUACAAGGAAGCAAACUUGACCAGUACGAAAACCCGAUCCCUCUAGUCUAACACGAUGCCUUACUAUGGACCUGACGAACCGUACGAAACCAUCAUACUCGAGCGCUACUUCCUGGCGGGGGAUGUUGUCGUUGGAUUAGGCUUCGGGAUUCAAACCGUGCUCUAUGUAUCCUGCGCAUUAUUCCUUUGGAAGCGCCGAAAGCAGAACCCAAUCGCUCUCUUCCUACUUGCAUACAUCACGUUGCUUUUGUCGAUUGAGAUUAUCUUCGUCGGGGUUCAGGCCAAUACGGUGCAAAUGAUAUAUAUCGACAACCGCAACUACCCAGGGGGACCAUGGCAAUUUUUCCUCGACACUCAAAACCUGGCCGUGAACGUUAUAUUCUACGCAACACUCUUCGUCCUGACGUUUUUAUCUGACAUACUAGUGCUGUGGCGAUGUUGGGUUAUCUGGACGGCAUCCGGUCAAGUCAUAGCAUAUUUUGUAACUGCUUUCCCCGCUAUAACACUCUUGGCUUCCUUCGUAAUGGGAACGUUGUGGACAUUGCAGUCCAGCCAGCCCGGGCUCUCUUUUUACAGUGCCUUGCCUCUUGCCUAUGGGGAAGCAUAUUAUGCAAUAUCUCUCGGUGUGAACAUCAUGCUCACCCUUUUCAUUAUUCUGCGACUCUACAUGUAUCGCCGUAGACUCCUUUCGAGUCUUCCCCCUGAACAUGCCCGUCAUUACGUCUCACUCGCUACUAUCAUCGUCGAGUCUGCUGCACUCUACUCAAUUUUCGCUAUCUUGUUCCUAAUCACCUACGCCGUGGGGCAUCCAACUAAUCAAAUAUUCCUGGGUGUCGCUUCAGCUACUCAGCAAAUCUCAGGAUACCUCAUCAUAUACCGUCUAGCGGAGGGUCGAGCGUGGAAAAAGAACACCCUCAAUACGAUGCCUUUGAGUUCCAUGAACUUUGGCAAUCCACCCGUCUGUGCAGAAAGCGGUACUGCAACGCAUCUAGGAACUUUGCAGUUACAUUCCCGCGCCGCUAACAACGGAGCGAAGGAGGAAGAGAGAUCAACAGACGAAGAAGUUUGAUGAUGGGAUAAUUAGGUCUGAAGUCACGAUCUCACUAGUAUAUGCGCUUUGAUCCUGCGGUUUUUAUAUGUACCUGGUUCUUCGGUCUUGAUUAAUAUCUAUACCUCGUUGUCUUUUCGGGCAGGGGCGGAUGGCCAGGAGGAACCCACAUGAUAAGUAUUAUUGUUAUCGUAAGUUAUCCUUUAUACUCCUCGAUGACCGACUUAGGGGUCUUAUAUUCGCCAACUGGGACGUACCGAUGAUUAAAC
Molecule: messenger RNA, 1589 nt
Organism: Desarmillaria tabescens
Lineage: Eukaryota; Fungi; Basidiomycota; Agaricomycetes; Agaricales; Physalacriaceae
Exons: 5
Coding region: 328-1341 (337 amino acids)
Source: RefSeq, a predicted model, not a curated record